UCUCUCUCUCUCUCUCUCUCUCUCUCUCGUCUGAAGAAAGUUUCAAUUGGUUCUAGUAGAUCGUCUUAACACAAAUUCGCAAUGUCGGUCUCGGAGGAUAAUGCAGAAAGGAAAAAAGGGUCGGUCCCUGAAUCCAUCAUGACAUCAAACUGGACAAUCAAUGUAUCCGAGAUAAAGACGAUCAAGGUCAGCAACAUUUCUCCGAAUGUCACGGACCGAGACAUUAGAGAGUUUUUUUCUUUCUCGGGCGACAUCCAAUACGUCGAGAUGCGAAGAGAAUCAGAAUCGUCUCAAUUUGCUUAUGUCACUUUCAAAGAAGCGCAGGGUGCAGACACAGCAAUGCUCCUCUCGGGUGCUACAAUUGCUGAUCUUUGUGUCAGCAUAACACCAGUUGAUGAUUACCAGCUCCCCCCAGAAGCUCUUCCCUCCACACCAGAGAAGAGCCAAACCAUUGGUGGCGAUGCCAUCAAAAAGGCUGAGGACGUGGUGAGCUCGAUGCUCGCGCGGGGCUUCGUCCUCGGGAAGGACGCGAUUGCGAGGGCCAAGGCCCUCGACGAGCAGCACAACUUGACGUCCAGCGCGUCCGCCACGGUCGCCUCGAUCGGCGGCAAGAUCGGCCUGGGUGAGAAGCUAGGCGCCGGGACCACAAUAGUGGCGGGCAAGGUGAAAGAGAUGGACGAGCGGUUCCACGUGUCCGAGAUGACGAGGUCGGCGCUCGCGAUUGCCGAGCAGAUCAAGGCGAGCGGCUCGACCGCGGGCUCCGGCAUCAUGAGCAACCGGUACGUGUCGACCGGGGCCGCGUGGGUGUCGAGCGCACUCGGAACGGUCGCCAAGGUAGCCGAGGACGUGAGCAACAUGACUAAGGAAAAGGUUGAGAAGGCUGAGGAGGAUAAGAUGGCUGCGUUGGGCAGGGGAGAGGUUGGGAAGGGAAAUGAUGCUGCUGCCGUUGCUGCUGCUACACAUGUUCAUGUCGAUGGGUCGUCAUCAGGUGGAGCUCCCAUUUUACCAGUUGACUCUAAGGAUGCUAAACUUGAGGUGUGAGGAAUCUGUCUUUUCACUUGUGUUCAUGGGAUUUCCAUCACUUGUUGUAUAGACUGUACCGUCGUUUAACACAGAAUAUCUGUACCUGGUUUCUCUUAUUCUUUUGGGUUGUGUAUGGUUUA
This is a messenger RNA of Rhodamnia argentea, 1163 nucleotides long. RefSeq names its product binding partner of ACD11 1-like. Lineage: Eukaryota; Viridiplantae; Streptophyta; Magnoliopsida; Myrtales; Myrtaceae. The record is from RefSeq and is a predicted model, not a curated record. Gene Ontology annotation, molecular function: RNA binding. The transcript is spliced from 6 exons. The coding region runs from base 82 to 1041 and encodes 319 amino acids.